Messenger RNA from Dovyalis caffra, 1272 nucleotides. Lineage: Eukaryota; Viridiplantae; Streptophyta; Magnoliopsida; Malpighiales; Salicaceae. The record is from the annotation of a GenBank genome assembly.
AUGGGAAGGGCGCCUUGUUGUCAAAAAGUGGGCUUGAAGAAAGGGAGGUGGACGACAGAGGAGGAUGAGAAAUUGGCAAAGUAUAUUCAAGCUAAUGGAGAAGGGUCUUGGCGGUCAUUGCCCAAGAAUGCAGGUUUACUCAGGUGUGGGAAGAGCUGCAGACUGAGAUGGAUUAACUAUUUGAGAGCUGAUUUGAAGAGAGGAAACAUAUCAACUGAGGAGGAAGAGAUCAUCAUCAAGUUGCAUGCUUCUUUGGGCAAUAGGUGGUCUUUGAUAGCUAGUCGCUUGCCAGGAAGAACAGACAAUGAGAUAAAGAACUACUGGAAUUCUCAUUUGAGCAGACGAAUUCACAGCUUUAGAAGGCCUGCAAAUGAAAGUCUACCGUUGAUGAUGGAAAUGGCCAAGGAGGGCAUCUUAGCCAAAAGAAAAGGAGGUAGAACAGGUAGAUUUGCAAUAAAGAAAAACAAAAUCAGCCACGCUCAAAAAGAUGCCACCAGCGUGUCAAGAAAGAGACCUCGAAUGGAAAAUAAUGCUAGUAAUCACUCUAAUUCAAAUAUUGAAGUCAUCCAAUUGCCACAGACACCAGCAUUAGAGAAAGAAACCUUGUCCAGUGCAAUCAAUGAUAUGGUGAUUUGGGAUCAAUGUGUAGAGGAUAAGGAGCAAUUGGACCUUGUUAUGCCAAGUCCCUAUCCAGAACCUGGAAGAGGAAUGUUGGGUUCCAGUGGGGAGAAAGCAAACCUGGUCUUGUGCCCUUGUGAAGAAAGAAUAAGUGGGAAUUCAAUUUUGUGCCCUACUGGUGGUGAGAAAGAAAAUGAUAGCUUAGGACCAUUCUGCGAAGGCAUCGACAAUGAGAUGCUGCGUCUUAAUGAGGUCAUGGACAAAGAGUUGCUGAAUCCAGCAGGGGAUUCGACUUUAAAUGAGGAGGGACAAAAUGGCCACAUGGUUCAUAGCGAGGAGAAACAGAGUUGGGUUUUGAGUCCAGACAAAACAGUAAACAUUUUUGAGUCCAUCGGUAAUUUGAGCUCAAAUAUAGAGACUGGUGACUGGUACUCGUGUUCUUCGAAAAGUACGUCGGGUUUUGAUGGUGGUGGGGUUGAUUGGAACUGGGGUGAUGUGAUAGGAGGACACGUUGAAAUAGGAGAUGAGAUCGGAGAAGAGAAUAUGCUAUCUUGGUUGUGGGAGAGCGAUAACGGGGAAGGGGAAACUCAAAAACAAGAUGAGGUACUGGACUAUGAGAAGCAAAAUGCCAUGGCUGCUUGGCUGCUUUCUUGA